Messenger RNA from Puccinia graminis f. sp. tritici CRL 75-36-700-3, 3904 nucleotides. RefSeq lists its product as uncharacterized. Bases 59 to 3346 code for a protein of 1095 amino acids. The transcript has 13 exons. Gene Ontology annotation, biological process: regulation of DNA-templated transcription. Gene Ontology annotation, molecular function: RNA polymerase II complex binding. The record is from RefSeq and is a predicted model, not a curated record. Gene Ontology annotation, cellular component: Cdc73/Paf1 complex. Lineage: Eukaryota; Fungi; Basidiomycota; Pucciniomycetes; Pucciniales; Pucciniaceae.
CCUUCGAUCACUAUCCAGCCCAAGUUAUAAUAACCCAACAAUUCAAUUUGAAACCACCAUGGCCAGUGCGAUGGCGAUGGCAUCCUCCAGUAUCCUCGAAGUACCUCUCAACAACAACACUGAAUCCCUCGAGCUAGAUCUGGCUGAAUUCUGCGGUGGAGAAGGCUCAGUAGAGGAGAUCGUCGGGAUCUUUUUGCAGGAGAAACUACCUGCCAAGUUCUGGACAAGGGCUGCGAUGGAAUACUGGAAACGUGAUUUGAAGCAAGAUGCGAUCUCAUUAGCAAAUCAAGGACUUCAAGCCCUACGGGAUCAGGACAGGCCAUCCGAAUGUCUACCGCUACUCUGCCAACUUGCGACCUAUGCCAUCAAUCUCUCUCGAGGCCUUCCCACCUUGAAAUUAGAGACACCCGAAUAUGAUACCAUCCCACCGGCUCAACCGACUGCUGACGAGACGCUGGAAAAGGCUGCCCACUAUAUCAAUGAAGCUUCUAGGAUUGACUCCAGGAACCCUCUCGUUUUGGAUGCCCGAGCUACCUUGUACUUGGCACAAAAAAAUUAUGAUCAGGCCUUGACAGCGUGUGAAGAAAUCCUCAAAGAGCGUCCAACCCAUCUACCCGCAUUACUGGGGAAAGCCAGGGUUUUAUUUCAUCGCAAGUUCUUCCGGCCAGCGUUAAAAUUAUACCAGCAAGUUUUAAAACUAGCCCCCCAUGUCUUACCUGACCCACGAAUUGGCAUCGGAUCUUGUUUCUGGUUUCUGGGUGAUCAGAAACUUGCUCGACAAGCUUGGGAGAGAAGUCUUGUAGUGAAUCCUGGAAAAGCAUCCCAAGGCGCCCGGCUACUCCUCGGUCUAUCUCAUUUCCAAGCAUCCAAAGAUAUCCAUCUCCCCGAUGAAGCCCAAUUUGCUGCCUACCAGAAAGCUAUUUCCGACGUGCAGGCAGUGUUUAAGAUGGAUCGAAACAAUGCUGCAGCUGCUGCCGUCCUAGCCAGUCACCUCUUGACAGCUAACAAUUGGACAACGGCUACCAAAAUGGCUGAGCGAGCAGUGCAAUAUGCCAACACAGCUUCAACCGCAGUAGAAGCUCGCUUGGUUCUUGCGAGGGCUUUCCACGCACAAGGCAAGCUCAACGAGGCUAUGAGGGAAUACAGAGCCGCUGCUCCUCCCGAACGUUCCGUCCUGACUUCGAUUCUGGGUGUCGCUCAAAUUCUUGUUGCCCGAAAUGAGUUUGGUAUUGCCAUCAAUAUGUUUGAAAACGUUGUACGGAGACAACCUAGAUGUAUAGAAGCUUUGGCCAACCUAGCUGCACUCCGAACACAUUUGGCUUUCACUUCCAGCUCUUCAACCGAAGCUAGUUCUGAAAAAACGAAGGCAAAAGAAUUGCAUGAACAAAUCACACGUUUGUUUGCUACUCGAGUCAAAAACCACUCGAUGAAACCGGAUGACGAAGGUAUGAUGCCUCCCCGAAUUCGAGAAGUGGCUAGCGACCCAGAUCUGUAUAUAGAGAUUGCUCGACUAUCAAGUGAUACAGACAUCAAUCGUUCCCUCAAAGCUUACCGACAGUCACUAACGGUACGAGAAGAUUUAGGCAAACCUAUCCCGGCGAUGUUGUUGAAUAACAUUGGUGUUUUGGAAUGGAAAAAUGGACAUCUUACCGAAGCUCAAGAACGAAUCGAAAGCGCGUUAGCUGCCACAGCUAGUGCAGUUGUUGGUGACGAGACCGAAAGGGAAAUCAAUGAGCGGACUGCUGUUUGUAUGCUCUUCAAUCUUGGGGUGAUCUGUGAACAAGCAAAGGAUAAAGCAAAAGCCAAAGAUAUCUACGAACGCAUCUUACUUCGGCAUCCCGAAUAUGUUGAUGCCAAAGCUCGCUUGGCACUCAUGUAUCUAUCGGAAAAGAACUACGACAAGACCAAUGCUCUCCUCAAGGAAGCCCUGACUUCACAGACAGGCAAUGGCGAACUCAGGGCGCUUUAUACAUAUUUUUUGAUCGAGUCUAAUCAAAUCAAACAAGCUCGAGAUUUUACUGUUGCGACCCUCAAAGACCACGAUAAAUCAGAUGUCUACGCCCUAUGUGCAUCAGGUGCAUUACUUUACACCCAAGCUAGAGAAAAUAAGGCAAUUGGACCCGAAGCAAGUUUAGAUCGAGCCACAUUGCAACUCGAUCCUCAGUGUGCAUUUGCGGCUCAAGGCCUUGCGAUCGCCCUUGCCGAGCACGUCAUCUCUCCUAGUAAUGUCAACGCACCCAGUUCCAACGGAGCAUUUGCCCCCGACGCUAGCAAUGUCAGGGCCAAAAAUCUUCGCGACUCUAUCACUAUCCUGACUAAAGUUAGGGAGGCGCACAACGAUGGAAGUGUAUAUGUUAACUUGGGACAUUGCCAUUAUUUACGAGACGAAUUCGAUCGCGCUAUUGAAAAUUAUUUUACUGCCUCGAAACGGUUCUAUGACGAUAAAAACGUUUUGGUCUUACUGUAUCUGGCUCGAGCAUGGUAUCAAAAAGCCAGCAAAGACCGGAGCUUUGCGGCUUUGCGCAGUGCGCUGACAUUUGUUCAAACCGCAAAAGAGCAUCAUCCGAAAGAUGGAGCGAUCGCGUUCAAUCUAGCCCUGGUGCAGCAAAAGGGAUUGGAGUUGCUAGUUGACUUGCCUCCUUCCAAACGGACGCUUGCGGAAAUCAAAACAGCUAUAGCUGAUGCUCAGCUAGCACAAGAAGCGUUCGGUGAAUUGGCUUCAAAGCCUGCAGGAACGGUACCGUUUGACAUUGACAUUGCGCAUCAACGAAAACGAUAUGGAGAAAGUCUUUUGCGGAGGACGAGCGAGUUGUCUGAAUCUCAAGAAGCUUAUGAAUCCUCUGAGAUAGCAAAAAUUGAAAGAGCUCGUCAGGAGAGAGAAAAUGAACGGCAAAGGUUGGCCGAGGCAGAGCGAUUGCGACUUGAAGAAAUAGCAGCAAAGAAUGAAGAAUUGACACGUAAGCGACAGGAGAUGCAAGAAUCUGUUGCCACUUGGUACAUCAAACAAGCCAACUCCGACAACGAGAGUGAGGAUGGAACUAAGAAGAAACGCAAAGGUGGAGGUGGAAAACGGAAAAACAAUAAAGAAACUGGGAUAACCAUUGUUCCUGAUGAUGAGGUCGAUGAGGGCUCUGAACAGGAAGAAAAGAAGCGCAAGCGUAAACGAACCAAAAAGCAAAGUAACCAAAAAGAAGAUCAAACAAACAACCGUUCCAACCGGGCGAUAUCAACCGGCGAAGAUGAGAAUUACGACUCAGAUGAUGCAAAACCUGUUAACAGAAGCUCUAAAAAGAAAUCCGGCAAAAUUUAUAAAAGUGCGGAAUUUGUUGAAGAUGAUAGUGACUGAUAAAGUCAUCACCUAGUCUCAAGCAACAUUCUAUCAAAAUUGUGAUUAUGAUGAGUUGGACUAACUUCAAUUAUCUUCCCUUCACCUACUGAUAUCCUGGUAUGUAUACAUGCACUUUAAAACAUUGCAAGAACAAAAAAAAAAGGAGAAUGGAAAUGAGCACUCAGGAAAUACAUGUUUCUGAUUAGUUCCAAGAAUGGUCCACCUGUUCAAUAAAUGCUACAUAUUCUUUUCAAGACCAAGAAUACUCCUUCCAUUCCUACAAAGCUGUAAAUAUUAUUAUAUAUGCAUAAGUAGAAAGAACUGUUAUUUUUUUUGUUAUGUGUUUAGACUAUCUUCUGAGUUAACAAGAGAUGCAAACAAAAGCAUGACAGUUAAUUUUAGUCUUUUUUUCAUUUUCUUUGUUCUUGGGCAAAAUGGAGAAUAUGCAAGGUUGGGGUGUGGGGCAGUAAAGUUGUAAUUAGAUUUCUAUAUGAUGUACUCUUUCUAGAUCUUUGUGUAGCCACUAAUCAUUAUAUGGAUAUCUUUAGGUAAUUCACAUCUGGGGCAAAGUCAACA